AUAAAGGGGUCCAUUAAAAUGAGUUUACUGUACCUCAUCUUUCUCUUUCAUAGUUCUAUUCUCACUUCUUGCUCCUUCCACCUUUCAGUAGGUUUUGCUCCCUCAGUUAAAUCGUGAGUGUUUUAAGUAUGAGUUACAACUGAAGCUACAUUGGAAUUAUUGAACUGUGUUAUUGUGGUGAAGAGGAGACGUGUAGCAACCUUUCCCACUGUGUGAACAACACGUCUCAGCCAUGGAUCAGUCAAACAAUGGGCUGCCCCCUUAUGCACAAGGAUUAUCAUCACCACAAGGUAUCAUGACACCCGGAAACACAAUAUUUAGUCCGAUGAUGCCAUAUGGCACUGGCUUGACUCCACAGCCUGUCCAAAGCUCGAAUAGCAUAUCUCUCUUGGAAGAACAGCAACGACAGCAGCAACAAGCAGCACAGCAGUCCACAACAUCUCAACUAACAACACAAGUUUCUACCAAUCAGCCACCGCAGCUCUUUCAUUCACAGACAAUGACCACCACUAAUUUACCAGGCAUCACAUCUCAUUAUGCUUCUCCAAUGACUCCCAUGACGCCCGUAACUCCAGCUACUCCUGCUUCUGAGAGUUCAGGAAUUGUACCACAACUACAAAAUAUCGUGUCCACAGUCAAUUUAGGUUGCAAACUGGAUCUGAAGACGAUAGCUCUCCGAGCAAGAAAUGCUGAGUAUAACCCAAAACGUUUUGCUGCUGUCAUCAUGAGAAUUCGGGAGCCUCGUACAACUGCACUUAUUUUCAGCUCCGGGAAAAUGGUGUGUACUGGCGCAAAGAGUGAAGAACAGUCACGGUUGGCUGCAAGGAAAUAUGCCAGAGUUGUACAAAAGUUGGGAUUUCCAGCGAAAUUUCUGGAUUUUAAAAUUCAGAACAUGGUAGGCAGUUGUGAUGUGAAAUUUCCAAUUCGACUAGAAGGGCUGGUGCUCACUCAUCAGCAAUUCAGCAGUUAUGAACCAGAGCUGUUUCCUGGGUUAAUCUACCGAAUGAUCAAACCAAGAAUUGUGUUACUAAUAUUUGUGUCUGGAAAAGUUGUAUUGACAGGUGCUAAAGUUCGUGGGGAAAUCUAUGAAGCUUUUGAAAAUAUCUAUCCGAUUUUGAAAGGUUUCAGGAAGACAACAUAACUUUAUUCUCAAGUACAUUCUACUUUGAAGGACUGUUUCUAUUCCCUGUUGACUUGUAUAGCCUGUACAGUUGAAGGUGUUUCCUGCUGGUAUUCCAAUUUACCACAUUUACAUUGAGUGAUUCAGACUUUAUGCAAUGAUCUUGGAGUAAAAAUCAGUAUCUUUUAUCUACGGUACCAAUCUAGUCACCCUGUGACAGCAGUUUUUUUGUUCAAAAUCAUUGUCAGGACCCGAGUUCUGUAUUACUUGGAAUUUUAUCAACCAAUCGAACAUUUUGUUUUGCAUGUUAUUUAUAUUGAACUUUUUAUAAAACGUCAGCCAUGUAAAUGUAUCUUAAAAUAUUUGAAGUUUAAUUUUUAAUUAAAUUUUACUUGAAACUAUUGCUUUUUCAAGCAUGAUCAAAAAAUGUGUUCUGAAUUGUCAAGCAAUUUACAACUGAGAUUUUUAGAUUAAACUUUUUUCGCCAAUCAAUACAUUAGUAAAAUUUACUAAUGACAAGCUUGUGUCGAGACAGACUAUUUUAUGUGGUGACAAUAGCUUCAGUCAAAAAUUGCUCAACUAAGUAUGAUAAGUAAACGUUGUUUUUCCAUCAAGGGAUGAUGUGUUCAAACGUUUGGUCAUCCACCUUUUGUAGGUGGUGUAUUUGCUGAGGAGUACUCUGUUCUCUAAGAGAGACUUGGUGGCAUACUUGAGUGUUCACCAAAGAUCCAAUGGCAUUAUUUCAGAAAGGCAGGACGGUUCUCUGCUGCACUGGUCAACCAAUACCUAUAAAUAAAUUGGCUGUUCAUUGUUACAUUAUUAUUAAUGGGAGUGGCUGUAUGUAAAUUGCCUGCAACAAUAUGUCAUUUCAGGUAUUGCAUUGACUGUAAAAACGCUUUAUGGUUUCCGAAAGUAAAAUCAAGAUUUUUAUAAAAA
This is a messenger RNA of Amblyraja radiata (thorny skate), 2056 nucleotides long. RefSeq names its product TATA box binding protein (gene tbp). The coding region runs from base 233 to 1141 and encodes 302 amino acids. The record is from RefSeq and is a predicted model, not a curated record. Gene Ontology annotation, molecular function: DNA binding. Gene Ontology annotation, biological process: DNA-templated transcription initiation. The transcript has 7 exons. NCBI's taxonomy places the organism in Eukaryota, Metazoa, Chordata, Chondrichthyes, Rajiformes, Rajidae.